UCACAAUCAGUUGUGGAAGACGCCAUUUGCUUCUGACAUUUUUCCAAUUUCGUCGAGAUUUGCGCGCUAUCGAAGUACGAAAUUGCCGGUAAAAUUUUAGAAAGUUUCUAAAUCGCAUUUUUCACGAUGCCUACUGACCCAAAAGCUUUUAUAAAGGAUUUCCUGGCUGGCGGAAUAUCUGCCGCAGUGGCCAAAACGGCCGUAGCGCCCAUAGAACGGGUAAAGCUGCUUUUGCAGGUACAGGCUGCCUCCAAGCAAAUUUCUGAAGCUCAAAAAUAUAAAGGAAUAAUCGACUGCUUUAUUCGUAUUCCAAAGGAACAAGGGUUCCUUAGCUAUUGGAGAGGCAAUUUGGCUAACGUUAUCAGAUACUUUCCCACACAAGCAUUAAAUUUUGCAUUUAAAGAUACUUACAAAAGGUGGUUUCUGGAUGGGGUUGACAAAAAGACCCAAUUCUGGAGAUACUUUGCUGGAAACUUGGCAUCUGGAGGAGCAGCGGGUGCUACCAGUUUAUGUUUUGUGUAUCCUCUAGAUUAUGCUAGGACCAGACUGGGUGCUGAUGUCGGAAAAACCACCAAAGAACGUCAAUAUCAUGGAAUGAUCGACUGUAUAGUAAAAACUUUUAAAUCUGACGGACUGAUGGGUUUAUACCGCGGAUUCAACGUGUCAGUCCAAGGCAUAAUCAUGUACAGAGCGGCCUAUUUCGGUUGCUUUGACACUGCCAAGGAGUCCUUGCCUGAUCCAAAAAAUACCCCGGUGUACAUUUCAUUUUUGAUUGCUCAGACAGUAACAAUGGUGUCUGGUCUAGUGUCCUAUCCUUUAGAUACUGUCAGACGUAGGAUGAUGAUGCAGUCCGGCCUCAAGAAAUCUGAAGUCAUGUAUAAAAAUACUAUGGAUUGUUGGUACAAAAUUUUGAAAAAUGAAGGUCCGAGGGCAUUUUUCAAAGGAGCCCUCUCAAAUGUUUUCAGGGGAAUUGGAGCUGCCUUAGUUCUGGUGUUCUAUGAUGAAAUUAAAGCCGUUAUAUAAUUUAAAACUUUAGACUUCCUGAUCACGCCCAUUUUUGUUUUGUUUGUGCUUAUGGAAAAAAAUAUAAGGUAUAAUAAAUACUUAUAUAAACUUACUUACUAUUAAAAAAUACUAUCAAAGUAAAAAA
Molecule: messenger RNA, 1150 nt
Organism: Anthonomus grandis grandis
Lineage: Eukaryota; Metazoa; Arthropoda; Insecta; Coleoptera; Curculionidae
Product: ADP,ATP carrier protein 1-like
Exons: 5
Coding region: 127-1023 (298 amino acids)
Biological process (GO): mitochondrial ATP transmembrane transport; mitochondrial ADP transmembrane transport
Cellular component (GO): mitochondrial inner membrane
Molecular function (GO): ATP:ADP antiporter activity
Source: RefSeq, a predicted model, not a curated record